AGAACUAUAUACACAUUUCAUGUUUCAUGACAUGCAACUUGUGUUCGUUUGUGUUCUGCAUUCGUACUUUCGUGGUAAAUUUGAUCACUCAUAAAUUUCAAUUUAAAAAAUGGGUAUCCUAGAUUACAAUGGAGGAGCUAUCAUAGCAAUGAGAGGGAAAAAUUGUGUGGCAAUAGCUGCUGACCGUAGAUUUGGAAUACAAGCACAGACUAUAACAUGCGAUUUUCAAAAAAUCUUUGAAAUGGGUCCACACUUGUAUAUGAGUUUACCUGGUCUUGCAACUGAUACUCAAACAGUAAUGGAAAGAUUAAGAUUUCGACUAAAUCUGUAUGAACUAAAAGAAAAUAGAAAGAUCCAUCCUAAAACAUUUGCAUCCAUGGUAUCAAACUUAUUAUAUGAGAGGAGAUUUGGACCAUAUUUUGUACAACCUAUUAUUGCUGGUUUAAGUCCUGUGACUUUUGAACCAUAUAUUUGUAACAUGGAUGUGAUAGGUUGCAUAAAUCCAUCCGAUGAUUUUGUAGUUGGUGGAACUUGCAGUGAGCAACUUUAUGGAAUGUGUGAAUCUGUUUUUGAACCAGAUUUGGAAGCAGAUGAUCUCUUUGAGACUAUUAGUCAAGCUUUAGUAAAUGCAUGCGAUAGAGAUGCAAUGUCUGGUUGGGGUGCUGUUGUAUACAUAAUAGAAAAAGACAAAGUUACAACAAGGAGUAUCAAAACACGAAUGGAUUAAAAUAUCUCUAAAACUUACAUUAAUAUUAUGCAUACAUUUAUAAUGUGUAAUCUCUUAUUGAGAUGUCCAUUUUGUUUAAAUAAAUCAAUAAACGAGA
Molecule: messenger RNA, 824 nt
Organism: Megachile rotundata (alfalfa leafcutting bee)
Lineage: Eukaryota; Metazoa; Arthropoda; Insecta; Hymenoptera; Megachilidae
Gene: Prosbeta3
Product: proteasome subunit beta type-3
Biological process (GO): proteasome-mediated ubiquitin-dependent protein catabolic process
Cellular component (GO): proteasome core complex; proteasome core complex, beta-subunit complex; cytoplasm
Source: RefSeq, a predicted model, not a curated record